This is a messenger RNA of Mytilus californianus (California mussel), 1750 nucleotides long. Its product is annotated as zwei Ig domain protein zig-4-like. Gene Ontology annotation, cellular component: neuron projection. The record is from RefSeq and is a predicted model, not a curated record. The coding region runs from base 192 to 1025 and encodes 277 amino acids. The transcript is spliced from 9 exons. NCBI's taxonomy places the organism in Eukaryota, Metazoa, Mollusca, Bivalvia, Mytilida, Mytilidae.
UGGAACUUGUGAUUAUAAAACUUAUUCAGAGUCUGAACAUACAUACUAAUAUUAAAAUUUACAGUGUAAAAUAUUACAACUUACUUUUAUAUUGGAAUUUGGGAUUUUUCUAGAAAGAAACGAAAGGAAUUACAUUAAACUAGAAACAAGUGAUCUCUGUAAACUAAGAUACAAUAGAUAGCUAUUUUUCAAUGGGAAUCUCUACAACUGUAAUAAGGAUUUUGAUUUCCUUUCUAUUUUGCUCAACACUAUCAUUAGGACGAUAUUUGAGUAAUGACAAUCUAUUUCGGGAAGUAAAAAGGCUGGCAAAAGAAAAGCGAACGACCGAAGACAAUAAAUUAUUUUUUAAGACUGGUGAGGAUUUGCCUAGCGAAACAAUAGGAACGGCACACGAAGACAUUGUAUUGGAAUGUCAAGCUGGCGGAAAACCAGCAGCAUCCAUUCACUGGCUGAAGAAUGGUAUAAGAAUUCAACAGGGUCCUUCAAGAGAUUAUAAAAACGACGAAUUGUUUGUUGAGGAAAUAUUAAAUGAGAAAAGAGGAGCAUUAAUAGGACUCGGUUUUACUAAAUCAAAGUUAUAUUUGGACUGCCUGUCUCCCGAAGACGAAGGGGAGUACUCAUGUGUAGCUGAAACAGCAACCCAGAGAAUCGUCCAGACAACGCAAGUUUCAGUUGUUGGCAGAUUUGAAUCCAAAGCUCACGAAAAAUGUAUUGUAAAGAAAUCGAUUCAUUCUGCUUCUGCAAGAAUAUUUCUAUGGACAAGCCAUAGAGUCGAAAUAAGUGGUGCUUCUGUCCAACUAAUGUGCAGAGUAGAAGGUAGUCCAUCACCGAUGGUAUCAUGGGUUACCCCAAAAGGCAAAGAAAUUUCACAUCCUACAGAAAAAUAUGAGGUGCUAAGUAAUGGAGAUUUAUUGAUACGGAACAUUUCGUGGAAAGACAUGGGAUCAUAUACUUGUUCAUGUGCUAAUGAUGCAGGCGUUGACGAAAUCUCAACAUUCCUUUACCCAACAAGAAGGAGAUCGUAACACUUACCCGUAAAGGCAUGAUACAGAAUUCCAGCCAUUUUACUGUCUCUUACAAUUUCAUUCCGAAAGCUUAACAAUCUGGUUCCACAAAGAGACUUUAAUCUUGCCCGAGAGAUCCAUGAACCAGUCCCAACAUUUGUUGUUGGUUGUUGUUGAAUAUGUGCAAUGGUUAUAUUGUUGUGUUCUCUGUUAAAACUUUACAAUUGUUGAAGAAUUUGUCUCAUAUAUUAUUUUUAAUGCAUUUUGCGUUCCGAAUAACUCGGAUAGUCCACGAUAUUAACUAUUCACCUUCAUCUUAAUCAAUUUUUUUCUUUCUUAUUUCUUGAAGUAGUCAAGAGUGCAUGCAAGAGUAUAAAUUGGAAUGUUGAAUGUGGUAUAUUAGUAGUGAGCAACAAAAUACACAUAUCUGUGAGAAAAAGUCUUCUUUGAACAAUUUAUGUUUUAAAUUAGAAACCUUUAGUGAACCAACCUCAAUUUCUAAUGUCGUCUGCAAUUGAUGCAUGACGUAAUUUUUCUGAGAAAUUUAUCCAUGACGUCAUCAAAACAUAUCAUUGUGAAUCAUUAUUUAUUUAUAAUUGUUCAUUCUGUGCCAUUUUUAUUGUAAAAUAGUCAUCCUAUUUAUUUAUUUGUUUUAUUUAUUGAGAUUAUUUAUUGAUGAAUAUGACAUAAUGUGUAAUAUUGUGCUCAAAAUUGACAAAUGCCUUUAAUAAAUCCAGAUGAUUUUC